AUGUCCGGCACAGCCGACGCCAUAGAAGCGGCCAUCUUGCACGGCGUCGAUUCGCACCCCACUUCCACCUACCGCGAAGAUCGACGAGCCGAUUCCGGCGGCUCUGCACACAACACCGAUGACGAACUAGGUUCCGAUCUACCUUCCGACGACGAUGACGAUCUCUACGCCAACGACGAAGACGGUGCUGGUGGUGCGCACGGGUCACACUCACGCACCGCUCCCUCUGCGCUCCAUGGUCUUCAAUCCUCUCGUACUGCAAAUCGUGGUGAAGAGGGUGCCAGCCACACGGGGCCCAAAGGUGUUCUUCGAGAUCGACAGCUGCGCGCACAGCAAGAAUCGUCCACCAGAGCUGCCAACGUUCACGCGGUCAAUCGAAAGAUGGAAUCCAUGGCAAUGACUUCCGAAUCCUACAGCGAGCAAGUUGCGAGAGAGCAACGCGAAGCUGCACUUGGACAAGAUGACGAUCAAGACGAUACAGCCAGUCGAACUGCAAUUGCCGAUCUGCAAGCCAAAGAGAGGAGAAGAGAACAGCGUAUCGCCGAGCUGAAAUCCUUCCACUCUACCAACCCACUUUCCGACCAUACGCACUCAAAUACAGUCGCCAAAGAUCGUUACUUCGGUCAUCUCCGCGAGGUCGACGAACGAGGCUACGUCUCAGCCAUCGAUAACGAAGAUCCCCGCGUCCCCGUCGUCAUCCACAUCUACUCGAAGGCCGUAGCUCAAUGCAACAUGCUCACCAGCUCACUCUCCAGUCUAGCCAGACAGUAUCCACAAACGAAAUUCUUGCAGGUUCAAGCAGCAGCCAUCGGUUUCGGUAGAGAUGCAGACGCAGAAACAGAAGAAGAAUUUGACGAAUACAAUUCAAAGACGUUGGAAGUCUUGCCGACAGUGUUGGUGUAUAGGGCGGGUAGAUUGGUGGCGAAUCUGGUCAGGGUCGAUUUGGAUCCCUUGUGGGGACGAGGUGGAGAGCAGGAUGCGAGAGAUCUGUUGGAGAAGUAUGGUGCGCUACCGACGGAUGGACAGGCGACGACAGGUGGGGGUGGGGGAGGUGCGGAUGGCGACGAUGAUGACGAGUAG
Messenger RNA from Pseudozyma hubeiensis SY62, 1080 nucleotides. RefSeq lists its product as hypothetical. Gene Ontology annotation, biological process: regulation of G protein-coupled receptor signaling pathway. NCBI's taxonomy places the organism in Eukaryota, Fungi, Basidiomycota, Ustilaginomycetes, Ustilaginales, Ustilaginaceae. The record is from RefSeq and is a predicted model, not a curated record. Bases 1 to 1080 code for a protein of 359 amino acids. The transcript has a single exon.